Molecule: messenger RNA, 3159 nt
Organism: Sphaeroforma arctica JP610
Lineage: Eukaryota; Ichthyosporea; Ichthyophonida
Exons: 1
Coding region: 421-3126 (901 amino acids)
Cellular component (GO): mitochondrion
Molecular function (GO): GTP binding
Source: RefSeq, a predicted model, not a curated record
UGCUGCAUGUCUUAGAAUUGGGGUGUCCAUAGCCUCUCUCCUCUGUCGAGAAGUCCAUUGACGAUAUAUACCUUAGUAUGCCAUGCUUUAUGCUUUGCUGUAAAUCAGCUAUCUGCACUCCAGUGCUACUUUCCAUCUCGUAGUUUGAUGGGAAUGUAAAGUGUGACAGUCUGACCUCUCACGCACUUACUUCACAGAAAGGAAUAGCCAUCCAGUUAAACUGUGAUCAAGUUUCACGUCAACACAGCAGUACAGAAUAUACUGCACCAGUAAUUAAGGGCUUAUGUACCAGGCCAAAUACUAACAUCUCUGCCCAGAGAUCAAGUACGAAUUAGAUUAUAGAUAGAUCGAUCUGUUUGUGUGUUGUCGUAAAACCCACGCCCAUCAACUGCAUCCGUCUGCCCACUUUACACUGCCAAGAUGUCGGUGCGUAUGUGCCUUGCGCGUCCUUGUCGGGUCUCGAUGGUAACGGGAAGUUGGGGUUUAAAACAACCCACACACACUAUGAACCGUCAUUGCGGCACAAAGGCGCCGAAGUCCUUGCUGAGAUCGCACAACCGAUCUCUCGUGUCUCGUCGUGCAGGUCUAUCCCAUGCGAGUGCACUUCCGUAUCUCUCAGCACAUACACACACACUCGCCUGCACAAGAACGGCACCGCAGUGUAUGCACAUAGUUCAGCGUGUCGUCUGUCGCAGUCACAAUUUCGGGUCAUUGUUUGGGAACGAUUUCGACCCGAAUUUCGACAUCGACAAGAAACGACGUGAGUUCAAAGAGAAGGAGAUGGAGACGCGUGCGAGGCUAACGCUUAGAGGACGGGAGGGGGUUAUAGCAGCUGCGCGUGAUAGGGAGGCUGCUUAUAUGAGAGAAAAGCGAGAGAAAGACAUGCGCAUACGCAAGGUACGGGGUGAUUUUGAUGUGACGAACAGGGACGCUCGUGCGACCAGAAAUCGGGAUGGAAUUGGUGCAAAUGAAGAUUUUGUGGAUGCAAAUCGGGUUGUUAUUGGCGAGUCAAGGAAAAACUCUCGAAUGCGCGAUAUUGUAUCAGAACAACGGGCGAGGGAGGCGAACAAGACGCCUGAACAUAACACAGACGCACGCACAACGCAUGCACACAGACGGAUACACCCAGAGAGGCGAGGAAAAGCCCUCGAUGGCGGCACGAGUGCAGUCGAUAGUAACAGAAGCAGGAGUAUACCUGGUACUAGUGAGGAGGGUGGUAGGAACAGUACAGUUGUACCUGGGUCACCCCAUCGGAGAAGGCAUGACGUGGACCUUGCGUACGAACGAGCGGCGCAGCAAGGUAUGCACCAAGACGCGGCAGGGCUCGAUAGGACAAGCGCCGACAACGCCAUACACUCGUCCGAUACCGGAAACACUGUAUCCAGAGGAGUAAAGGCGUUGAAAUCAGGGCGUCCUCUGACUGUAGUGAAGUACAACGAACGGGGUGAGCGUUUCUCGCCCGAGAUAGAGUUGCGCGAGCGGUUCAUGGUCGCAGGCGUGGCUGAAGAAGCCGGGAAUAUAUGCCACGGGUGUGGGGGGAUUAUAGCCUUCAGACCGGAGGAGGGUGUGACCUCAAAGAUCAUCAAAAGCACGCGGGUUGCUCGGUUUUAUCGGAUGGGGCUGUGUCUGCGGUGUCGGACCCUUAUAGCGGACAAGCAGGCCAAGGGUGGGCCACGGGAGGCCGUGAAAAAGGCCCGGCAAAGAGACCAGUUGGCCGGGAGUGUCGCAGAUGUGCGGAGACACGCGCUUCCCCAGGACAGGGCGCAUGUGGCUGUGUUUGAAAAGGAGGUAGCGGUCAUUGCCAAGGAGUUGCGGGCGUAUGUGCUGCUAGUGGUGGAUGCGACGGACUUUGAGGGGUCGCUGAUCCGCAAUCUGCGCACGUACAUUGACCGACACCCGGUUAUCCUUGUGGUGACCAAGUGCGAUCUGCUGCCCUUUGAUAUCAGUGACGAGACACAGGGCAGGCACCUGCGAGAGUACUUCCAGAGCCGGAUGCAGGAGAGAGGCACGCGUGUGGCGUAUGAGGAGACCUUCCUGCUCUCGGGCAAACGGGACAGUGGCAUAAACAAUCUGGUGCAGUGCAUACGCGACAACCUCAUGGGACGCAAUGUGUACGUCAUGGGGAAUGCGAAUGUCGGUAAAUCGACGCUGGUCAAUGCCUUUGCACAGCGCAUGCUCAAUAUAAACCUGUUUGUGGGCGAGGAAGCCCAUCGCAAAGAGCGUGUGCAGUGGAGUCUCUCCACCACCUCCCAUCUAGCCGGUACCACGCUUAUGACCACACGUAUCCCGUGUUUCCACAGUCACAAGCACGCUCUGUUCGACACGCCCGGUCUGUUUCCUCGCACCUAUCAAUGGGACAUCCCGCCCAUCCUUCCCACUAUGCUGGAACCGCAAAUCCUUCCGUGGCCCCGAAGUUCGGAACAUAACGCGCAUGUGCCGCCGAACGUGUGUGGCACGGAUACGGUCAGUGGGGUAGAGGUAGGUAAAUUGCAAUGUGAGGUAGGCGAGCCGCACCAUCGUCCGCCUGCAGGUAGUGUGCGAGUGCGUGUACCAGGCCUGCCUCUGAGUAUCGACAUACACUUGCCUGAUAGGAAGAUUACGGAGGAGCCAACAAUGGUCUGGUACAGCCCUGUGUCUGUGCAAGCGGAGGCUAUCUCGAUAGCAGGCACAUCCAGGCAUAGUGAUGUAGACACUCAGAAGGACGGGACAGGGACUUACGAGUACGUAACGGACGAUUCUGUGAUAGUAGACCUGAGUCAUGCGAAAGUACAGAACUUUCAGCUGCUGUCCCCCGAUGCCCAGGAUAUGGUUGUGCUGGGUCUUGGGUGGGUAGCCCUGCAGGUGCCCGCUGGCAGCCGAGUACAGGUCAGUGCACCUCCCGCCAGCGAAAUCGUACACAGAGACGCGAUGUUUUCCCCGAGUGUGGCUCAGGCGCAGCUGGAUUUCGUCGCGAUGAUCAGAGACUCUUACCGUGGCGGGGAUUGGCGCACGCGCAAGGGCAGGCAGUGGGUAGGGCCCGAUAAUACGGCUGAUGCGGGUGAACUGUCUAAUCCGUUCAUGCCGAAGGACGAGAAAUUGACCUACAUACCCAAGUUCAGGCCCAAGACGGUGUCUGCGCGGAGAUAGCUCUGCGAGUGGUGGGGGCUGGAUAUGUGUCCC